AGUCGGUGGAAAUUCGGUGCGACUUAGAUUUGUAUGUGGAAAGGUCGGGCUAGGGCCCGAAUUAGCCCCAAACGCGACAUUUUGGCGGCGGAGGCCAAUCGAUUGAGGCCUUUUCGUGCCAAAGAGGCUUCUUCUCCCGACGAGGGAGUAAGUGCAGCGGAAACUUUAGCGGCGCGAGCGGCAACCAGCGCCACUCAAACGUUGCUGAGCGUCUAAGGCGCUCCAGCCUUGAGCCCAGCGGUAGGACAGGCCGAACAAUUUUCGCGAUUUUUUUUUUUUGUCUUUUUUCACUCUGCGACCAUCACUCUUGAAAUUUUGCCACGAGAGAAGAGGAAAAAAGACCGUUGUGCAUUAACAGCGUGGUGUCGCCUCUGCGGAUGAACAUGACGACAACCACAGGCCACCCGCAGGCGACGUCGUCUAGCUCCAGUCAGCAACAGCGUCGCCACCAUCGUAGCAGAGGAGGCAGCAGCUCUAUGGACAUGGCACAGGACCCGAGAUUCGUCAGAAUGCAGGCCAUGGCACAGAUGCAAAUGCAACAGGGGUACAUGGGGUACAGUGGAGGGUACUCUCAGCAACACCAGGGGAUGAUGAAGCAGGGCCAGCCACAGCCGCAGAUGCGGUCGACUUCUUCACGUCACAGGCCAGAAGCUCAGCGCAGUAACCAGCCACAGACGCGUCAGCCAAGACUCCACAGAUCAUCGACCAACGAGAUGGUUGCUAGGCGUCCCGAGUUCUCGCAGAGAGACGAGGAAUUAGCAGGUCGACCGGCCAUGAUCGCCAUGAGUCAGGACGAUCUGCCAUUUAAUGUCCGACGGGAACGUCACAGUGGAGACAGGAUGGAGAACCGCAGCAGACAACGACGACCGACUGAGGAACAUCGCGGCAACAGCAAAACGGGCGCUUUCCAUGGCAACUGCAGGGGCAGCAGACCAGCAACAGACAGUCAGAGUCGCCAACGCUCAGCCACUACUGCUACAAGCAGCUCUCUAGCUCCAGGAACCCGUAACCCAGAGCCAUUGUCCCGUAACCAGGUCCCGUCACGCACGUCAGCGCCCAAUCAAGCUCCUGUACGCACGUCAGCACCCAGCCAAGAUCCUGUACGCACGCGCGGCCAGGCUCCUGUGCGUACAUCGGCGCCAACUCGCAGCUCCGUUCCUGAGCCUGUGGCUUGGCGUGUGGCUGUCGAUCCCAAGUCCAAGAAGCCGUACUAUUACCACCCGAUCACGCGCGAGACAACGUGGAAGAAACCAGCGGAACUGGUUGCUGCGGAGACGCGUGAGAAGCGCCAGUUCUUCUCGGUUAUGGAGAAUAACAUCCGCUUGAAACUUCGUGAUGGCUACUACACGCGUGACAGCGAGACGUCCAACUCGAGUCACAGUACACCGGAUGCAGUGCACAAGCCCCACGAGAUGUCUCCGCACCUCUCGACCCGCUCCUCAGCAAGCACCGUGAGUUGCAACAGCGCACGCAGCAGUUUUUGCUCAUUCACGAGCGGAUCAGCGCGGUCGCUGCCUGGAUCUGCUCGCCAGCUUAUUAUCAGCUCGACACGGUCGUUGCCGACGACUCCGGAGGGUAUGGGCGUACCGUGCAUGAUACCGGAUGAGAACCAGCCUCAACAGGAACCUGAGACCGUGGAGCGCGACUACGAGGAUGGCAAGAAACGACCAUCACUCUUUAGGACGCUGUCAUCGUACGAGACGCCAGUUGUGACCUCGUCUCGCAAGGGAAGUGACGGGAUUGACGUGGAUGAAGUCGGUCGCAGUGCCUCGACGUCUCUUGCAGUACCGUCGCCUAUUCAAGAGCGUGUACGUCUAGCUGCUCUAGUGCCGCGAGCCUCGGAUUUAGAGGCUUAUGCUCGUGCUGUGAGAGCGGCUAAUGGCAAGGGAAGACCGUCACUCCAGGCCAUGAUGGCGGGCAGAGGCAGCUCUGCAUCGGCGCUAAUGAACACGAAAGGACCAAGAAGCAAACCCUCUGCUCCCGCUGACAAGCCGCGUGCGCUACGACGUCGUUCUAACAGUACGAACUCCAUUUACUUGCGGAUGGGGACGAUGAAUUCCCCCGAUCAGGACGCUACAAUUCAGUGUGUGGCUACAGUCUUACGUGCGCAUAUGAUGGAGGCUUUGGAGGACCCGAUCCGCUCAGACCCGCGCUUCGACGUGUUCGUGACGACCCGAGAUCGCCAGCGUCUGGCGUCUGUCUCGGAUGAACUGGAUGGUGAAGCUUCUGCCUUUGUAGAGGUGGAGGACGACGAUGUUAUAUUGGAUGUGGUCCCCACUUUGUCGGAGAUCGCGUCCUUUAUCAAGAACGUGUUUUCCCGUGCUCAAAUGGAGUCGGAGUGCAUCAUCAUGAGUCUCGUGUAUGUGGAGCGUCUCCUGAAGGCAACAAGUGGAUUCUUACAGCUUCGUGGCGAGAACUGGCGUCGUCUGGUCUUCUGUUCCAUGGUGAUGGCUUCAAAGGUCUGGGACGACUUGAGUAUGACCAAUGCGGACUUCUCCAAGAUCUGGCCGGAGCUCUCGCUGAAGCAGAUCAAUGAGCUGGAACUCGUGUACUUGAGUGCUGUGGAGUACAAUGUCCGUGUGUCUGCUGUCUCGUACGCCAAGUACUACUUCCAUCUGCGCUCCAUGUGCGCGACUAUGGGCUUGUUGGAAGCGUUUGAUGAGAGUGCGCCGCUGAACUUGGAUGGAGCUCGAAAGAUGCAGGUGCUGUCGGAGGAAUACCAAGAGCGUUCGAAGCUCAUGCCGGUGCCGCGUCGACGCAGCGUGACCAUCACGACCACGUCAGCUGCCGAGAGUAUGCAGGCUGGGGCGAACGCUGGUCGCUCUGCGGUCGGUGGCGCGCGGUCCAAGCCGACUAAGGCUUCACCCGCAGCGAGUCUGGAGCAGCUUGUGCACAUGCAAGUACGUGUAGCUGGUGGCAGCUCGCUGGGAUCAAUGUACCGCUUGUCGAACCCGACAAAGCAAUGAGAAUGAGCUGCCCAAGCCGCCAAAUGGGAACGAGGAACGUGGAAUCAAGACGGCGGUGGACUGGUGAUGUUUUUUUUUUUAUUUUGAGUGAGUGUAGUGAUUCGUGCAGUGCCUAGUAGCUGUUGAAGAUGAACUUCUGGGAGGUGCAGCGUCGUCCCUGUUAGCUGGUGUACGGGUGAUGAAAAAGCAAGCAGCCUCGGAUGGAGAAAGAGAAACAUGAAUGUCAUGAGUGAAAAAAACUGGAUACUACUGUAAGUACCAGAAAGAAAACAAAGCCAAACGUUUGGAAGUGUACGAUGAGGUCUUGGACGAGUUGUCUGCUUUAUAGUAGCGACGUGAUGUAGGUCUGCAUCCACUCAAGUGUAGCUCGUUGUGCUGGAUCAACAGCAACGUCGGCGUCAUCUUCCUUAACUUGGUCGCUAGUAGCUGCAGCGUUCUUGUGCUGCUGAAGACGCUUUUGAAGUGCCGAACGAAACUUUGGGUCUUCUAGAACCGAAGUGUUUAAGGAUUCUAGUGAAGGUGUUGGGGCAGUUGAGUAUGGCGGAGGAGACACGUUAGGAUCGAAGCCUUCAGUCGAAUUUUCAUCUUCAUCGUCUUCGUCAUCGCUCGUAGUGUCAGACUCGAUAGCGCUUUUCAAUUGAAGGACCAUCCGCUCGAAUUCCAGAUUGGCCAUCCAGGGUAAAGACGUUAAGUCUUGGUCUUGUUCAUCGUCUUGGUUUGGGGUUGGAGGAUCCUUGUCUGCACAUUCUGGUAAGGAUGAAGUGAGAGUUGUUGGGGCUGGUGGGGGAGAUACAGUUACUGGUGUUUUGAAGUCUGGUAGCUGCUGGACCAAGAUGACUGGGUCGUCUAGUGGCGAUGCCAUUGCAAGGCGAGGUUUAUCACGGUUCUUACGCUGGAACUCGAGUCGGUGUUCACGAAGCGAAGGUUGACUCUUAUUAACGACUGCAGAGCCUCGAGUUUUUGGUGCUGAUAUUGGGGUUUUCUGCUUCGCAGGUUGGCGACGAAUUCCCGCUGAUGCUGGAGUUGGAGUUUGUUUACUUGUUUUGAGUGUUUUACCGAUGACCACUGGCUUCGGAUACGCUCGUGCAGAUGGUUUUGGUUUCGAGACGCCAAUAUUCUUCGCGAUGGCUUUAGAAGGAGCAGGAGGCGGCAGAUUCUUCACUAGCUCCUCUUUCUGGGCAGCCCACUGAAAUCAACAGAAUAGUACAUACACGUAUUAGCAGCUAAACCAACGGAGUAUGUUGUAUCAACUCACCUUUGCGUUGAAUGCAGCUGCACGUUCCGAUAUCCCAUUGUGAGCUUUAGCGUGGUCUUGGUCGCUUGCCUUCGAGAUGGUUGGAGGGUGAGGAAGUGCAGCCACAGCGGCAG
Molecule: messenger RNA, 4334 nt
Organism: Phytophthora nicotianae INRA-310
Lineage: Eukaryota; Oomycota; Peronosporomycetes; Peronosporales; Peronosporaceae
Exons: 1
Coding region: 378-2966 (862 amino acids)
Biological process (GO): regulation of cyclin-dependent protein serine/threonine kinase activity
Cellular component (GO): plasma membrane
Molecular function (GO): protein kinase binding
Source: RefSeq, a predicted model, not a curated record